Epinephelus moara (kelp grouper) is the source of this 1397-nucleotide messenger RNA. RefSeq lists its product as uncharacterized. NCBI's taxonomy places the organism in Eukaryota, Metazoa, Chordata, Actinopteri, Perciformes, Serranidae. The transcript has 8 exons. Gene Ontology annotation, molecular function: protein tyrosine kinase binding; MHC class II protein binding. Gene Ontology annotation, biological process: interleukin-15-mediated signaling pathway; T cell activation; positive regulation of ERK1 and ERK2 cascade. The coding region runs from base 83 to 1165 and encodes 360 amino acids. Gene Ontology annotation, cellular component: external side of plasma membrane; membrane raft. The record is from RefSeq and is a predicted model, not a curated record.
ACAGCGGGAACAAGUGGAAAAGCUUCAGACUUGAGUCAGAUGAGCAGCAGCAGCUCUGCACUUUGAUGUUUUUCAUCUGAAGAUGUUCAGUUUGGUGAUCUUCUGUCACGUUUGGUUCCUGCACACAGAUCUGAUUGGCUGCAGUGAAAACUCCACAGGUACAGCAGUGAUCCAGUUUUCGGUCCCAGAAAAUCACCACAUCUGCCUACAGUGCAACGGCUCUGACCGGUCCGAUGUGGUCUGGACCCAUCAGGACAGGAAGGUCCUGGUGACCCGACAGGGCAGCUACGAGACCAAUGAGGACCGUAAGCGCUUCCUCCUGCUAUCUGAUGGCGGCCUCUGCCUCUUGCGGCUUGACGACUCAGACAGCGGGAAGUUUCGUUGUAACCAGCAGCUGGUGGCUCAGCUGGAGGUGCUAACAGGCCAUGACUUCAGGGUGUCUGCAGGCCGGACACUGCUGCUUCCCUGCAGCGGCUCCUCCAGACCCAAAAAGCGGUGGGAUCACCGGAGGGAAGGAAGAAAGUGGGCGACCAUCCUCACCCGGUUCAAAAACAGAACGGUGAAAGCAGAGAGGAGCAGGCUUAGCUUUGGGAACGAUGCCUUGCAAAUCCAGGACCUGCAGCCAGAGGACGCUGGAGAGUAUCAGUGCAACGGAGAGCCACAGGCCAGACUCACCGUCCUCACAGUGCAGCCGGAGCCGACAAGCAUCCAGCAAACCACCAGUAUGACUACAACACCUGCUGUCAUGGAAACAGAUGCAGUUGAAAAAAAGAAGGAGAAGAAGAGGCCUGAGAAUGCUCUGCUGUUGGUCGCUGUGGUCGGGUUGGGGUUAAUGAUCCUCCUCUUGGUUGCCGUCUGUGUUUUACUAACCAACAUGAAGUGCAGGAAGAAGAAGAAAUACAGAAGUACAGCUCAGAGGGAUGAAGACACAGAGCUGCAGCCGUGGAAAACGUCCAACACACAAACUGAGCAUCAGGUUUAUGAGAAUCCGUCUCUGCCUGAGGAGACGAUCCACUACGCCUCUCUGGGCCGACAGAACUGGAAGGAGAGACCCAGCAGGACUCCACCGGACCAGGACCAACAUGACGUCAUCUACUCUUCUGUCAUCACCAGGCCGGCCGCCAAACACAAACGCACUCGGCUGCAUCCUGUGGCAGCGCUCUAACAGUCAGCAGUGCAACGAAAUGUUACAUAUGAAACCACUGGAGGCUGUUUCUCAUCACAAAUGCACUUUCCUUCAGUAAUCAUAUGCUCAUGUGAUUAACACUUUUCUGUUCUAUUUUCUAUUCUGUAUUUCAAUUAACUGUUUUGCUCCUUUAGAGGAAAUUCACCUUGCAACAGCUUUUAAAAAAGUCAUGUGGUACAUGAAAAGUAGAAAAAAAUCACUUUCUUGCAGA